CUGCAAAUCUCCACAUCUUAGAAAUUUGUUAGACUAAUUAUUCAUUUCUGGUAAAGUACCAAAAUGCAAAAAAAAAACAUUUUGUGUUUUCCAAAACAACAACAACCAAUGUUAAACAAAAGGAACAAAGCACAAUAGAAGGUUCGGUUUCAGAUUUGCUGUCAUACCCAGCUAUGGAUGAAGAUUUUGAUAUGAUAAUUGAUUGUCAUGGUCAUUGAAUAGGUGGUUCAUGCCAGCAAGUAGAUAUGGACUUCUUAUUUGUGUUAUUGCUGUUGGGUUACUUCUGUUCUUUUGUGUUGUCUGAUCAGCAAGGAGAUGCACUGAUUGCAUUGAAGUUUUCACUGAAUGCUUCAGGUGAACAGCUUACUGACUGGAAUGAGAAUCAAGUCAACCCUUGUACUUGGUCGCGUAUUAACUGUAAUCAAAACAACAUUGUUUUUGAAGUUUCAUUGGCGAUGAUGGGAUUCACAGGAUACUUGACCCCAAGGAUAGGAGCUCUAAAAUAUCUCAAAUUUCUUUCUUUGCAAGGAAAUAACAUCACUGGUGAAAUACCAAAAGAAUUAGGAAACCUGACAAGCUUGAUCAGGUUGGAUUUGGAAAACAACAGAUUAACUGGUGAAAUACCGUCUACCCUUGGUAAUCUUAAAAAGCUCCAAUUCUUGACAUUGAGUCGAAACAAUCUCAGCGGGACUAUUCCUGAAUCAGUUGCCAGUAUUUCAAGCUUGACCGAAAUUCAGCUAGAUUCAAAUAAUCUCAGUGGCCGAAUUCCGCAGAAGUUAUUUGAAGUUUCUAAAUACAAGUACGAAUGUUUCAGCGGAAAUAAUUUGAAUUGUGGCGUGAGUUAUGGUCAACCUUGUGCGUAUAAUAAUUCAGAUCAAGGUUCAUCACAUAAACCAACCGGCCUCAUAAUCGGAAUUAUCGUAGCGUUUGUAGCUAUCCUUGUUAUUGGUGGUCUCCUAUUAUUUUGGUGCAAGGGUAGACACAAGGGCUACAAGCGCGAAGUUUUUGUAGAUGUUGCAGGUGAAGUUGAUCGGCGAAUUGCAUUUGGUCAAUUGAGAAGAUUUGCAUGGAGAGAACUACAAAUAGCUACCGACAAUUUUAGUGAGAAAAAUGUUUUAGGACAGGGAGGCUUUGGAAAGGUUUAUAAAGGUGUCCUUUCUGAUAACACAAAAGUUGCUGUUAAAAGGUUAACUGAUUAUGAAAGCCCCGGGGGAGAUGUAGCUUUCCAGCGUGAAGUUGAGAUGAUAAGUGUAGCAGUUCAUCGGAACUUGUUACGGCUGAUUGGAUAUUGUACUACUCCAACCGAGCGUCUCCUAGUUUAUCCCUUCAUGCAGAACUUAAGUCUCGCGUAUCGUCUACGAGAACUCAAACCCGGGGAACUUGUUUUGGGUUGGCCUACAAGAAAACAGGUAGCUCUGGGAACUGCACGGGGCCUCGAAUAUCUUCAUGAGCAUUGCAAUCCUAAGAUUAUUCAUCGGGAUGUGAAGGCAGCUAAUGUAUUACUCGACGAAGAUUUUGAAGCAGUUGUCGGCGACUUUGGUUUGGCGAAGUUAGUAGAUGUUCGAAAGACUAACGUGACAACUCAAGUUCGUGGGACAAUGGGCCACAUAGCUCCUGAAUAUUUGUCGACCGGAAAGUCCUCAGAAAGGACCGAUGUUUUUGGCUAUGGGAUUAUGCUUCUGGAGCUUGUUACAGGCCAACGCGCAAUUGACUUCUCACGGUUGGAAGAGGAAGAUGACGUGCUGUUACUUGACCAUGUUAAGAAAUUGGAGCGGGAAAAAAGACUAGAAGUUAUUGUUGAUCGCAACCUAAAUAAAAACUACAACAUACAAGAGGUAGAGAUGAUGAUAAAAGUUGCAUUACUGUGCACUCAAGCAACGCCGGAAGACCGUCCACUAAUGUCUGAGGUUGUAAGAAUGCUAGAAGGGGAGGGGUUGGCUGAAAGGUGGGAAGAAUGGCAACACGUGGAGGUGAACCGGAGACAAGAAUACGAGAGACUACAAAGAAGAUUUGAUUGGGGAGAAGAUUCGGUUUAUAAUCAAGAUGCCAUUGAGUUGUCUGGUGGAAGAUGAAAAGAUGCAUAGAUUUGAACCAAUUAUCUUUUUUUUUAUAGGUUAGCUUGAAUGAAUGAAUAGAGAUGAGAAUUUGAUUGCAUCUCAAGUGGAAGACGAAGAGUUAUAGUUUUGAUGUCACAACGAUGGUUAUGGUAUUGUUUUCAAGUUUUUUACUUAUGGUGGCGUGUCAUGCAAGUUUCCUAACAAUGGUUGAUGUAGAUAAAGUUGUUCACAAAGUAUGUACCUCAGCUAAAGCUUGAAACUGAGGAACAUUAUUGGUUUCAUGUUCAGUAUUUUCAUUUAUACAUCUAUGGAGCCUUGUAUUAUUCAAAAGAAAUGAAGAGGGUACUAACUUGCAAUUA
Molecule: messenger RNA, 2416 nt
Organism: Lathyrus oleraceus (garden pea)
Lineage: Eukaryota; Viridiplantae; Streptophyta; Magnoliopsida; Fabales; Fabaceae
Product: probable LRR receptor-like serine/threonine-protein kinase At5g10290
Exons: 12
Coding region: 246-2072 (608 amino acids)
Biological process (GO): protein phosphorylation
Molecular function (GO): protein kinase activity; ATP binding
Source: RefSeq, a predicted model, not a curated record